AUGCAAUGGAGCAACACCGUGGCAGCGUACGCUCAAGCCUAUGCGGAAAAAACAAAGGGUGACUGCGCCAUGAUUUACUCAACCGGGCCGUACGGGGAAAACAUAGCCGCGGGCUACUACCCUGAGUUCACCGGGGCGGAUGCAGUGAAGCUGUGGGCGAACGAGAAGCCGCUGUAUGAUCAUGCGUCGAAUAAAUGUGUGGGUGGUGAAUGUGGGCACUUCACUAAGAUGGCGUGGCGGAGCUCGGUGCGGCUUGGAUGUGCUAGAGUGCCCUGCAAGCCUAAUUCUCAGUUUGUUGUUUGGAAUUAUGAUCUUCCAGGCAACUAUAUUGGGGAAAAGCCUUAUGAUUCUUGGGUGUCUUCAAAACUGAGAGCAUCAGCCACCAGCCAAUUGUUGUUCCAAGUCACUGGAAGAAAUGCCCUCGGCGGAGAUGCGGAAAACCAGUCAAGGUAUUUUCAGCCUCCAAAUCAAGAGACCCACGACGACGGCGAUUAA
Cucurbita maxima (winter squash) is the source of this 495-nucleotide messenger RNA. Its product is annotated as basic form of pathogenesis-related protein 1-like. The record is from RefSeq and is a predicted model, not a curated record. The coding region runs from base 1 to 495 and encodes 164 amino acids. The transcript has 2 exons. Lineage: Eukaryota; Viridiplantae; Streptophyta; Magnoliopsida; Cucurbitales; Cucurbitaceae.